AUGGACAGAACACCCCGACUUCGGUCGACGUUCCCCGAGACACCAAAGACCACACCAGGCUACCAAUUUAAAAGUUCACCUUUAGCCACACCGACCCCAGCACAAAAACGACAAUCCAUAAUACGAAAGCCCGUUAUCGACGCCAGCCCUAAUAUUCCAUCUAUCUUUCGCCGAUCUCAGAUACCUGAGAACCUCGUCGAUGCUCCUACACAACGUUUCUGGGCUGUCAGCCUUUAUGUUGCCUGCUUGGCCUGGAAAUGCUAUGACUGGGCCACCUCAGAUGGCUACAGUCCAGCCGACUCGACCUGGCUAUUCAUGAAAUGGUCGCUCCUGGAUGGCAUGUUCUUUACUGCUCUGCCACUGUUACAGAUACCAUGGCUGGAGUGGUCCUUCGGGACCUUCGUCCUUGUCUGGCUAGCACAUGCAGCUGGCAAUUUCUGGUUCAUGUUCAACUUCUCCAUUCCGUGGGUUGGUCUGCUCACCUACUUUGGCAGGAUGGUCUACAAUAAAGAGCUCUCGCUGUCCGACACAAGAGUUGAUCCUGGCCAUCUCGUUGAUCAGUCGGAAAUCAUUCUCGGGAAGCAAAUCAUUAAUCUCCUGCCUGAGGGCUCUGCCAUUCUCAACCCAGCUCAACUCUCCUACUGUCUGAAUGAGAACACAAGAAUCGUAAACAUCCCUAUCCAGAUCAAUCAGACUACUCCUGACUCCAUCGAGCUGUUGCGCUACGAUCUGGAAACCGACGAGGUCGAAACUAUCCUGAUUGGAUCUAAACAGGCUAAGAAGUUAAAGAAUGAGGCCGACCGUUCCUUCGACAAGGCCGAUGUUUCCACCCCCAGAACAUUGCAAUACCCAGUCUCGAAGAAAGGCCUGUAUCGCUUGCAGAGGGUCAUCGAUAAGUCCAAGCUCGAAGUCAGGCGCAGAAGUAACGAUGUUGCUGUUGUUGCUUGUCCUCGUGCUUCUGUUUCUGCUGCUGCCCCAGACCGUUGUACUGGUGAUCUGAGUGGCAUCUCCUUGCAUGUUACUGGUGUCCCACCUUUCCAGGUCAAAUAUAGCAAGCAGAUCAAUCACAGCAAAUUUAGCUCCAUCACGCAGACUAUGCAACCUUCAGAGGCUGAAGACUCUGGUAUCGUGUUGGAUCCGAAGAGACCACAUAUGGGCUGGACACAAUCGAAAACUCUGUCAUUCGAGAUCAACGAAUCCUUGGCUCAGAACGGUACAUGGAUGUACUCCAUCGAGGAGGUCACCGAUGGCUUGAAGAACAAGGUCAUCUUUGAUACCGAGUCCACCAAGAAGUCGCUCGCUGUCAAGCAUUUGCAGGCCAUCACCGUUCACAAGCGUCCUGUUGUGAAACUGCACGGCUGCGACGCAGAGCAUUAUCUGAGAGUAGCAAGGGAGGACACGGUUAGAAUGCCGCUCCAUAUUGCUCCAAGAGGCGAAUUGCCCCUCUCGGAUUGGCCACUGCGGAUGAAAUACACCUAUACUGCUGAGAGUGAGGAAGUCGCAGCUAUUGAGGAGUUCACUCUCGAUGUCAAAGAUGACAAGGAUCUACCCGCAAUUAGUAAAGCUGGUCGUUACGAGGUUGUCGCAAUCGAGAGUCAGUUCUGCUCGGGUGAGGUCAAGGAACCGUCCUCCUGCCUGCUCUACAACCCACCUCGUCCAUCUUUGGCCUAUCAAAUCGAAGAGAUCUUUGACAAAUGUGCUGGUCGACCUAUUGGAGCUAUUGUCAAUUUCGACUUUACUGGCACUCCUCCGUUUAAAGUGCGGUACGAGGUCACGAAAGCUGGGGCUGGUACUGUUCCCAAGGUGGCCGAGUUCAAGGGCAUGCGAGGUCAGCUGGAGAUUCGUGAACGAUCCGCUGGAUCCUACAAAUACCGGUUCAACUCCAUCUCUGACGAAGUGUACAGUCCCAUCACAAUACGCAGCGAUGAGAACACCUUCGAGCAGAAUAUCAGGCCACCUGCUGAAGCAUUCUUCCAAAGUGAACCUACCAACAAGCCUUACUGUCUCGGCGCUCCGGUUCCGAUCAACGUCAAGCUCCUUGGAGAGGGUCCUUGGACGUUGUAUUAUGAGCUUGUUCAUGCAGGCAAGCGAACAAAAUUCACAGCACACUCCGACAGUGACACCUUGGUCAUCGAGGUACUGCCGCAAAAGGAGGGUGGCAAAUACAUAAUGGUCUUGACUGGUGUACAGGAUUCUUCGAAGUGUAGGACCGCUCUGAAGGAGGAACGUCACGUCGAUAUCAGACCAGAACAACCACGAGUCGGGUUUGGGACUAUUAACAGCAAGAGAUUCGUGGAGGCCUUAGAGAGCAAGCAGGUCAAAAUGCCACUGCAGCUCAAAGGCUUGGCCCCUUGGACUGUCAAGGUUCAAAACGAACGUGGCGAGCGAGAGCACGUUUUCAAUGAUGCCAACUCGUACAUCAUAGCAGACAUAGCUGGUCUUCACCAAAUCGUGUCCGUUUCUGACAGCUGUCCUGGCAUAGUCGACCCUAAAGCAGACAAAUUCGAGAUAUCCUGGAUCAAACGACCCGGACUCUCUAUUCAGGACAGUACUGUAACAGACCAGGGCAAGCGAAUCUUCCUCAAACAGGCAGUCUGUCAAGGUGAAGGUGAUAGUCUUAGCCUCGUACUGUCUGGACACUCACCAUACCACAUCAAAUAUUCUGUCAAGGCAGAACCUGCCAGGGGUCAAAUGGCCAUCAGCAACAAACCACUCUCAAUCGCUAACAACUAUGCUGCCAUCAACAUGGAUACGUCCAAGGCAGGCCAUUACACUUACACAUUCAACGAGUUGGCAGAUGAUCGCUAUACAGAUAACAAGAAGCACUUCUUGCCUUUGACUGUCAAGCAAGAGGUGUACGCUUUGCCAAGUGCACAGUUUGCAAGUGCGGGCAGGACUUACGGUUUCUGUAAGGAUGAGUCUGACAGCCCUUCGGAAACCGAACACGAAAACAUUCCUAUCACACUCACUGGUGUGCCUCCAUUCAGUAUAGACAUAGCUGUUCGCCAUCAUGGAAAGGCAAAGUUUGAGCCGUCAGUCAAGGUCCGUGAGAUCUUGUCAACCUCAUACUCCUGGUCCCUCUCACGUGCUUCACUUCCACUAGGCACUCACCACAUUCAAAUCAAGGGCAUAAAGGACGGUCGUGGCUGCGAGACGAUCAUCGACAAUCCGUCUACAAUCUCUGCUCGUGUCUCUGCACCUCCUCGUAUCGUUCCUCUCGAUACACGGACUGACUAUUGUGUCGGCGACCAUCUAGCUUUUAGCCUCUCAGGCCAAGCUCCCUUCGACAUCUUCUACAAAUUCCACGGGAAAGAGCGCAAAGCUAACAUAAAAGGCAAUGAGUUCCGCCGAAUCAGCGAUCAUGCAGGUGAAUUUGUCAUCACUGCGAUUCAGGACUCUGUCACUGUAGCAGGCUCAGCCAGCAAAUGCAAAGCCGCACAAGAUAUACGCAAAACAGUACAUCCAUUCCCUACUGUGCGGCUAAGUCACGGCAAAACACUGACAACCGACAUACACGAAGGUGGUGAAGUAGAGCUCGUGUUCCAAUUUACAGGCACACCACCAUUCGAAUUCACAUACAUCCGAUCCGAGAACGCGAAGAGUGUGAAGGGCAGACAGCCGCGAGUGCUUGAAACAAAAAGCGACACUAGUGUUGAUUUCGUGAAGGUGGUGAGAGCUAGAGAUGAAGGAACCUACGAAGUGGUGAGCAUCAGGGAUGCGCACUGUGCAUAUGCAGCGCCUGGACUGGCGAAGAUGAAGACUGAAGGGAGUCAGAAGUUGCUCAUGUAG
Molecule: messenger RNA, 3789 nt
Organism: Lithohypha guttulata
Lineage: Eukaryota; Fungi; Ascomycota; Eurotiomycetes; Chaetothyriales; Trichomeriaceae
Exons: 1
Coding region: 1-3789 (1262 amino acids)
Biological process (GO): protein import into nucleus; nuclear pore organization
Cellular component (GO): nuclear pore transmembrane ring
Molecular function (GO): structural constituent of nuclear pore
Source: RefSeq, a predicted model, not a curated record